AAAACUUCAACUCUUAUCUUCAACCUUAAAAAGAAAAUAUUAAAUCAAAUAUAGGUGGGAAGAGAGAGAACCAAGGAAAGAAAAUACCCAACAGAAAAGAAUGCUGCAACUUCAACUCUUAUCUUCUCCUCCACUCACUCCCCAAACCUUAAACCUCAACUCCAUCUCCAACCCCAAGCUUUUCCCAUCUUUCUCUUCACUCAACUCCUCCCAAACCCGUUCCUUUAAAUUUAAUCCCCUCUCUAAACCCUCCAAGUUUUCUCUCAAAUGCCGCCAAUCUGAAUACUUCGAUCAGAAACAGAGGUUUAAUGACUCUUCUUCUUCUACUUCGCCAUCAUCCUUAGCAGGGUUGCCGGCUAGGUUUUAUGUAGGUCAUUCCAUUUACAAAGGGAAGGCUGCUCUGACUGUGGAGCCAAGGGCACCUGAGUUUGUGCCUUUAGAUUCUGGGGCAUUUAAAAUAUCCAGGGAAGGUUUUGUGCUGCUACAGUUUGCACCUGCAGCUGGUGUUAGACAAUAUGAUUGGAGUAGGAAGCAGGUGUUCUCAUUGUCUGUUACUGAAAUUGGAACUCUGAUUAGCCUUGGCAUGAGGGAAUCGUGUGAAUUUUUCCAUGAUCCUUUUAAAGGAAAAAGUGAUGAAGGAAAGGUUAGGAAGGUGUUGAAGGUAGAGCCACUCCCGGAUGGGUCUGGUCACUUUUUUAAUCUUGGUGUUCAAAACAAACUUCUAAACGUGGACGAAAAUGUUUAUAUCCCCAUUACACGGGGAGAGUUCACUGUCCUCAAAUCUGCAUUCAGCAUUGUUCAACAAAUACUACUUGCACAACAGCAUACAUAGGGUUGAUGAUUGAAAAUUUCAUUUUGCCAUAUCUUUUAGGUUGGCACGCCUUUGCCAAUUCAACCAAACCGGACGAUACAAGUCGUGCGAAUAAUGCCAAUCCUAGAUAUGGAGGAGACUACGAAUGGAGUAGGUAGUUCAAAAUUUUGUCAUAGGAUGAGGAGGUUUCUAAUUUUCGUUAUGCUUUCCAGAAUAUUCUGAAUUUUAGCUUAGAUAAAAUUAUCUCUGCCUUGUGUUUUGAAGCGAUGUAGAUUGCUCUCUUGGCUAUCCUAUCAUAUGGUAUUAUAAUCUGUCCGGACUCGAGAGUAAAUAUUGGAAACUGUGAUGUGAGCUGUAUCAAUUAGGUUUUCCAAUUUAGACAGAGUAUUCAUUGAUCA
Gossypium raimondii (Peruvian cotton) is the source of this 1209-nucleotide messenger RNA. Its product is annotated as single-stranded DNA-binding protein WHY1, chloroplastic. Bases 101 to 832 code for a protein of 243 amino acids. Gene Ontology annotation, biological process: defense response; regulation of DNA-templated transcription. Gene Ontology annotation, molecular function: single-stranded DNA binding. The record is from RefSeq and is a predicted model, not a curated record. The transcript is spliced from 8 exons. Lineage: Eukaryota; Viridiplantae; Streptophyta; Magnoliopsida; Malvales; Malvaceae.